AUGGAGCCCGAAACCGUUCAAGUUGUCAUCUGCGGCGGCGGUUCUGCCGGCCUCACGGCUGCCAUCUGGUUGGCCCGUUUCGGCAUCGACUUCAGGAUCCUUGAACGACGUCCAGGACCUCUUGAGAUCGGCCAAGCCGACGGUGUCCAAUGCCGCACCGUCGAGAUCUUUGAGAACCUCGGCCUUUCUGAUGCUCUUCUGAAAGAGGCCUAUCACGUCAUGGAAGUGACAUUCUGGUCCCCGGAUGAGCAGGGCCAACUAAAGAGGAAACAUGUUGCGCCUGAUACCAAGGUGGGCCUAAGUCAUCAGCCCCAUGUCAUUCUCAACCAAGCACGGAUCAACGAGAUGAUGCUUCAAGAGAUGAUUCGUCUGCGAGGGAAUGGGUCAAGCGGAGUUGUGUACAACUCCCAGGUCGAGAGCGUGCGCAUCCUGGACAAUGCUUGCGACUACCCUGUUGAGGUGGUAGCUUUACAAAAUGGGGUACCAUCUCGAUACCGGGCGAAAUACGCAAUCGGCUGCGAUGGUGCUCAUAGCACAGUCCGCAAAUCGCUUGGUUUCAACAUGGUCGGCGACUCGAGUGACUCCGUCUGGGGCGUCAUGGAUGUCUUUCCAGACACAAACUUCCCGGAUAUUCGCAAGAAGGCCAUGCUCAACAGCAAUGCUGGGAAUCUCAUGAUCAUUCCCAGAGAAGGCGACGAACUCGUCCGCUUCUAUAUUGAGCUACCAGGCAAAAUAGCUCGAGAAGUGACCAAGCAAGACCUCAUUGACAAGGUUAAGCGCAUUUUCUACCCCUACACGCUAGAUGCCUCCUGUGUCGUGUGGUGGUCAGCAUACGUCAUUGGCCAGCGUAUCGCAGACCGCUUCACAAAGGACUUUCGCAUCUUCCUCACAGGUGACGCCUGCCACACACACUCCCCCAAGGCUGGUCAGGGCAUGAACGUUAGUCUUCAGGAUGGCUUUAAUAUCGGAUGGAAGAUGGCCCAUGUCCUGACGGGCCGAGCCCCGCCUUCAGUACUGGAGACAUAUGUGCUCGAGCGUCAACAGACAGCACAACAACUCAUCGACUUUGACCGUUCGUUCAGCAAGUUGUUCUCCACCGAACACCAGAAGAAGAAUGGGAUCACAGCCGCCCAUUUCCGCGACAAGUUCGUGCAGGCCGGACAGUAUACUGCCGGCAUGGCUACCAAGUACAGCUCGUCAAUCCUGACUUGUCCGAGCAGCGACGACGGCACCAUCGCGUCAGGGCUCAGUGUUGGAAUGAGGUUUCCCAGCUCUCCGGUCGUGAGGCUAUCUGAUGCAAAGCCUGUGCAUUUGAACAAGGCCCUGCCGGCGGACGGACGAUGGCACCUCCUGGUCUUCUGUAGUGGAGAUGCGGCAGCCAACAAGUUGACACAGGUCGCUUUCCAGUUGGAAGAAAUGGUUCAGAAGUUUACACCAUUUGGGGCGCCGGCAGAUGAAAUCAUGAACCCAACCCUCAUCAUAAGGGGUGAGCGGAAGAGCCUCGAGAUUGAAAAACUCCCAAGAUUCUUCUUUCCUAAGACUGGAAGGUAUAUGUUGACAAAUCUCCACAGAGUGUUUGUCGACGAACAGAAUCCAUAUAUGCUGGAUUGCGGGCGGGUGUUUUCAACAUUUGGUAUCGAUGUAGGUCGCGGUGCAGUCGUCAUUGUUCGACCUGAUUUAUGUAAGCUCCUCCCUAUACCUGCUAUUUUAGCCGCUGCUUACUGA
Molecule: messenger RNA, 1725 nt
Organism: Fusarium vanettenii 77-13-4
Lineage: Eukaryota; Fungi; Ascomycota; Sordariomycetes; Hypocreales; Nectriaceae
Exons: 4
Coding region: 1-1725 (574 amino acids)
Molecular function (GO): FAD binding
Source: RefSeq, a predicted model, not a curated record